AUGCUUUUGAGGUACCACUUCUCCAAUUUAUUAUAUUUAUUGUGGUUCGGGUUCGUCUUACGCAAAUCAUCUGAAACGGGUUUAACGAUCGAAACAGACAAUGGUUUGGUUGGAUCGCCGGAAAUAAAGUGUAAUCCGGAAACCAUUGAAUUAGCAUUCAAAACCAAACGAGAAUUCCGAGGUAAAGUAUUUGUGAAAGGUCACUAUAACAACCCAAACUGUCGAGUUGAUUAUGGGAAGCCAAUCUUAGACAGCAAAAAUCCAGUAGGCAGUAUUACAUUAAGUCAUGGGCAGUGCGAUAUGAAUCGACAACGAAUGAUCCAACCUGAAGGCAUGCAGCUUUCAACAAUCCUUGUUAUCAGUUUUCAUCCGUUAUUUAUAACGAAACUUGACCGAGCUUUUCACAUCAGAUGCAUGUAUCGGGAGAUCGUACGCGCAGUUUCUUCCGGAAUCGAAGUGAGUGCGAUAGCAACACAAGGGUUGGAAUACCAGUAUCCAUUUCCAAACUGCAUCUAUACGAUUCGCAGGGAUGAAAUUGACGGACCGAUAUUGAAGUACGCAAGAGUUGGUGACCAAAUCGUUCAUCGUUGGGAGUGUUUAUCUGAUGUUUAUGGUUUGUUGGUCCAUAACUGUUAUGUGGAAGAUGGACAAGGGGAGAAGCAAAUUAUCAUAGAUGAGAACGGGUGUCACACGGACAGAACAGUUUUGGGUGACCCCACGUAUGUGGAAUCUCUCAACAUGGCAUAUCGUGAAUCACUGGUAUUCAAAUUCGCUGAUCGGAUUAUUGUUCAAUUCAAAUGUCAAAUUCGUCUGUGCGUUAGAGACGGUGGUGGCUGUAUUGGUAUUACUCCGCCGAUGUGUUACGACGAGAAAGAGAAAACAAACGAAGUAUUUGUAACAACAGAUGAUUCUGUGGUUAAUCACGCAAUAAAAUUGAACGAUGUCACUGACAUUCACUCAAAAAAGCGUCGUCUAAUGCGAUCUUCGGUAUCUGAAAGAUCAAGACUCAUAGUUGAUGCCGAUUUAAUAUCACAGCUUGUUUAUGUGCUGGAUGCCGAUGAUGAUGAUGGUGCAGGUGAUGAGCUCCGUAAUUUUCACAAAAAUUAA
Loa loa (African eye worm) is the source of this 1107-nucleotide messenger RNA. Its product is annotated as cuticlin 1. The transcript is spliced from 10 exons. The record is from RefSeq and is a predicted model, not a curated record. Lineage: Eukaryota; Metazoa; Nematoda; Chromadorea; Rhabditida; Onchocercidae. The coding region runs from base 1 to 1107 and encodes 368 amino acids.